Molecule: messenger RNA, 1302 nt
Organism: Quercus lobata
Lineage: Eukaryota; Viridiplantae; Streptophyta; Magnoliopsida; Fagales; Fagaceae
Product: heterogeneous nuclear ribonucleoprotein Q-like
Exons: 2
Coding region: 747-1034 (95 amino acids)
Source: RefSeq, a predicted model, not a curated record
AAAAUUAGACUAACAAAUAUAAUUUAAACUAAAAAUAAAAUACCUUUAGAACUGGUUACACUUCCUUUUACUAUUGUUUCAAAAAUUUUUUUUCACAGUACUAAAAAGAUUCUCAAUGAAUUUUCAAGAAUGGCGUACAACAUGCAAAACACAUAUAUUAAAAUCAUAUAUUACAAAGAGCGGCAAUAAAGCAGAGGAUUUUAUUUUGCUAGUGGUGCUUUGAAUCUAUACUUCACAACUUCUCUUACUUCUUGGCUUCUAUAUGUCUUCACAAGCUCACGAUUUUAUUUCUUGCUUGUGAUCACAUAUUACAACAAUUGCAAAAAAAAAAAACUCUUAAUCUUAUAUAAUUAGUGGGUGCAGACAGAGUGACAUAGUGAGAAGGGUUGGUACUUGGUACCCUUUGGCCUUGUGUAUGAACUGAAGCCUAUAUGAAAGGCAAUUGGAUCAUUGUUCUCUUGUGGUGCAUGUAAAGCAUGUGUACCACUCAGUGUUUAAUAAGUGACACAAAAGUAAUAUGAGGAGUAAAUAGCAUUUCGUUGAAAGGCAUGCAAAAUGUUACUUGAAAAGGGUGCUUUGAUACCAUCGAAAACUUAGUCUACCAACUAUCAUCAAUUUAAUAUAUGAGGUUCCAUGUCAUUGUUAGACUUCUUGCUCAUAAAUGCCAAGACCGUGAAAGCUUACUCAAAUGUUCACAUUUUAUCCUUGUAUGAACUUUCAAUUCAAGAUAGGAAUAAAGAUUAGAUAUGCAUCUACAUAAAUUGCAGGCAGCUGUGAAUGAACAUCCCAAUAUGAAAUGUCAAGGCAUGAAGGCACUGAAGAAUACAGAAAAAUAUGAACUUGAUGGCCAAGUUUUGGAGUGUUCUCUUGCAAAACCACAGUCAGAUCAAAAGUCUGGAGGAUCAAAUUCACAGAAGGUAGGACUGCUUCCAAGUUAUCCACCUCGUGUUGGUUAUGGUUUGGUUGGUGGUCUCUAUGGUGCUCUUGGUGCAGGAUAUGGUGCCACAGGCUUUGCACAGGUGAGUACUGUUUAAAUGUGUCACUCUACUCAUUUGUGUAUGUUCUUUCUUAUAAAGGGAAUAUUUAUGUACAUAAUAUCAGUUCUGAGACUUGUUCAGUAACUGUCAUGAUUUAGGUGUUUUACAUGAAUAUUAAUUGUUGCUUUUGUACAUUACUUUUAGAUCAUAGCCUGAUAAAAGAUGUUGGUAGUUCUGAUUCAAAAGUUGCAGUCUGUUUUAUUGAUUUUAUUUAAAUUUGCAUCUCUUUGUGUUUGUGAGGUGGGUGGAAACUCUUAGGGUGAAC